Molecule: messenger RNA, 1347 nt
Organism: Anthonomus grandis grandis
Lineage: Eukaryota; Metazoa; Arthropoda; Insecta; Coleoptera; Curculionidae
Product: N(4)-(Beta-N-acetylglucosaminyl)-L-asparaginase-like
Exons: 8
Coding region: 229-1290 (353 amino acids)
Biological process (GO): protein deglycosylation
Cellular component (GO): lysosome
Molecular function (GO): N4-(beta-N-acetylglucosaminyl)-L-asparaginase activity
Source: RefSeq, a predicted model, not a curated record
UUUGUAUUGCAAACUUUGGACUCAAAACUUGCAAAAUUCUUAAAUAAACACUUAAGACAUUAGAAGUAUUUAAGAACUUACUUAAAGGCUGACAUACAAAGGCUUUUUAAAAUUAUAAGUUUGUAGUGCAAACUUAAGGGCUUUCAUGGAUUACUUUAAAGGAUUUAUAGCUAUUUAAUAACAGAGGAGAACGAUUUAAGGGCUAAAAACAGUCUCCCAUUAGUCACAAUGAGAAAACUCCUGCCAUCACUAUUAUUCUUGUUACUAAAACUGUCAUAUACCUUUGCGGGAAGUCCCUUUGUGGCCACUACUUGGGCCUUCACCCAAGCAACGAUAAACGCAUGGGAGCAAUUAAACUCAUACGAUCUGGCCCUAGACGCUUUAACUGUUGGCUGUAGAACCUGUCAAGCCAUGCAGUGCGACUUUACGGUGGGUUAUGGGGGAAGCCCCGAUGAAAAUGGAGAAUCCACUUUGGAUGCCCUAAUAUUUGACGGAAACACCAUGAACAUGGGGGCCGUAGGUGGCUUAAGAGGCAUCAAGGACGCCAUAGGGGUAGCCCGUAAGGUUCUCGAGAACACUCAGCAUUCGUUUCUAGUCGGUUCGCUUGCUACAGCUUUUGCUAAGGAUAUGGGAUUCCCCGAGGAGUCCCUCACAACCAAUUACUCCUCGAAUCAAUACGAAACCUGGAAGGAAUCCAACUGUCAACCCAAUUUUUGGCAGGACGUUACUCCAGACCCAACCAAGAGCUGUGGUCCUUAUAAACCAAAAAGUACAUGCUCCCUAAGGCGCAGACACCCAGAUCCCAUUUUAACCAAUGAGAUUCCCCAAGAUAUACCAGAAAGCGUGUUUAACACAGGUAACCAUGACACCAUCGGUAUGAUCGUUAUGAACGCUUAUGGUCAUUUGGUGGCUGGUACGUCGACUAAUGGGGCUAAUCAUAAAAUUCCCGGGAGGGUAGGCGAUUCGCCUAUUCCAGGAGCGGGAGCCUACGCGGACAGCGAGGUGGGAGCCGCAGUAGGCACUGGAGAUGGUGACGUCAUGAUGAGGUUCUUGCCAAGUUUUUUAGCGGUAGAACAGAUGCGUCAAGGAGCCACGCCCAGUCAAGCAGCCCAAACAGCAAUUGAUCGCAUAACCCGGAAAUAUCCGUCGUUCUUCGGAGGAAUCGUGGCCGUGGAUAAAAAUGGCACUGUCGGUGCAGCCUGCAAUGGAAUGGACAGAUUUCCGUAUACUGUGGCCAAUAGGACGAGCAACGGUGCUGUGGUGUAUUAUGCCGAUUGUAAACAAACAUAGAUUUAUGUAAUUUAUGUCAUUAGUUUAGCAUGAAAUAAUAUAAAAUUUAUAUAAAUA